UCCCCCCCCCCCUCUCUGCAGUCUACUUUCAUGACAACUGGAGCUCUGUGCUGGGGCUUUCUCACCCAGGCAGACACCCCCCAGACCCAGUCCCCUCAUGGGCAGAAGAUCAGUGUGAGCUGCAGGGAGGAGGUCCUCGCCCGUCUAGAAGACCAUCAAGAUGGAUCAAGAAGACGGGGGAUUCCACUCCAUGGGCGCCGUGUCAAUCAUUGGAGCCGAGGACGAGGACUUCGAGAACGACAUCGAGCCGAAUGUGGACGACCAGCAGAGUUACUUCCAGAGUAUUGAGCUGGUGAAGGACCACCCGGCUUACAUCAUGGUCUUCCUGCACCAUGUCGUCCUCCAGUUUGACCCGAGCCCCCUGCUCUGCUUCUUACAUGUGGAAAUUUUAAGGAGCCUUUCAGCCAAGGAGGGAAAGAAAUCCUUUACAGAUUUCUACAACACGUUCCUGAUGAAGGGAGCGAUUUUGCGGGUCCCAAUUCCGAGUAGCGUGUCCUUUGACCUGGAUCGCACGAGGUUGGACCUCAUCCAGGACGACACGCUGAAGAAAUACAUAACCGAGAUCCAGAGUUAUCAGAUCCCAGAGAUCUGCCGGCAGCUGGAAGAUUUCAGGACCAAACGGGUACUCGGCAUGACCCCCGGAGAGCUGGAGCUGAGGGAGCUGGAGUCGUAUAGGACCAAUGACCGAUACAUCUUACAGUCCAAAGAGAAGCAGCUGGCGGAGCGUCUGCUGGGGAAGCUGGAUGACAUGCACCCAAACAUCUCGCCGGACGAGGAGAAAAGUUCUGCCAUCGUCCUCGCCAUCGCCGCCUACAUGAAGCACAUCGGGGUGAAGACCAAGGUGGCGGAUAGCAAGAAGUCCAAACGCGGCUUCUUCAGGAACAUGGUGUCUGCGAAGAAGCCAGACGAGAACUUGAAACCUAAGAAGCCCUUCAGCAUCUGGAACCGCAAUGAGACCCCGCACUAUGUUGAGACCAGACCGACAAAGGUUGAGGCUGAAGCUGAUAAGCCGGCCAUUCCCGAGAGGAAGCUCAGUCAUGGGCAGAGGAACUUUGACCGAAGCGACAGCAACACAGUGAAGCCCAAGACCACCAUCGACAGUCCUGACCCGGGAGUCUCUGUGACUAUACACCCACCACCCAGCGAGCCCAGCGACAGUGACACAGUGUCUGAUGGGACAUCUUCUCUUGAUUUCACUGACGUGUCCAAAGGUUCUCCGACCACAGAGUUCUACCCGACAGAACAACAGGAAGACUUUGCCGAAAACGACAGACGGAAGAAAAGGCAUUCUAGUAAGCUGGGGCGCUCAGAGAGCUUACGAGUGUACGAGCGCAAGCGUUCACAGCGAGGUUCAGCCAAAGGAAAGCAGACGCGCUCUCGCAGCGAUGUGGAUCUGGAGGCUGCCGCCCGAGCCAACGACAUGCAGGCCUCGUCAAGCAAGUCAAAAUCUGGCAGCCUCACCCCGGAGCCUGGAGGGAGCGUAGAAGGUCAGCAGUCCUUUCUGCUUCCCCAGUCUGAGGAGACUGAGCCGCGCGUUUUGGAGGCCGAGAACGACCCCCCAAAUUGGAGAGAUCUCGUCCCCCCUGAAACACUCCUCAGGCUGAAGAAAAGUGAAAUCAAGCGGCAAGAGGUCAUCAAUGAACUGCUGUUCACUGAGCACGCUCACGUGCGGAUGCUCCGCGUGUUACAUGACAUCUUCUACAUUCCCAUGAAGAACGUCUGGGUCCCCACCGUGGAGGUGGAGAACAUAUUUCCAAGUCUUGAUGACCUGAUUGAGGCGCAUGCUUUGCUGUUGGACAACUUGAAGAAGCUGCGCCAGGAAAAUAACUCCAUCAUCCAGGAGAUCGGGAGCACGCUGCUGCAUCGGUUUGAUGGUACUGAAGGACUCUGGUUUCAGAAGAUCUCCUCAAGGUUUUGCAGUCGCCAACCAUUCGCUCUGGAACAACUAAAGCAGAAGCAGAAGAAAGAUCCUCGAUUCACACAGUUCAUUCAGGAAGCCGAGAGCAACCCACAAUGUCGGCGUCUACAGCUGAAGGACAUUAUUCCAUUUGAGAUGCAGAGACUGACCAAAUACCCGCUCCUGCUGCAGAACAUCGCUAACCUGACCGAGGAAGAAGAGGAGAAGCAGAAGGUACAGAAAGCGGCUGAAUGUUGCCGGCAAAUCCUGAACCACGUCAACACCGAAGUGAGAGAGAUGGAGAACAAAAUGAAACUGAUUGAUUACCAAAGACGCCUCGAUAUGUCAAACCUGAAGCAGAGCAACGACCCGCUGUUCAGCGAGUUCAAGAACAUCGACAUCACAAAGAAGAACCUGAUCUAUGAAGGAACGCUGACGUGGAGAGUCAGUAAAGACAAAUCUGUCGACGUUCAUGUCCUUCUCUUGGACGACAUCUUGAUGCUGCUUCAAAAACAAGAUGAGCGCUUAGUGUUGAAGUGCCAAAGUCGGACGAUCACCCCAGCCCCGGAUGGAAAACUCAUGCUGAGUCCAAUCAUCAAGCUGAACACAGCGAUGGCCCGUGAGGUGGCUACUGAUAACAAAGCCUUCUUUGUCCUAUUCAAGUGGGAGGACAGAGCGCAGAUCUACGAGCUGGUGGCGCCGACCACGUCUGAGAAGAAAGCAUGGUUUUCCUUAAUCAGUCAAAAUACCGGUCGCCUGGAAUCGUCGGCUUCCUCCAAACCAAGACCGUCAUACAACAACCCAGCCAUGCUUUCCCAGAGCCCGACCUAUGACCAGUUGCUGGGAGGUUCAGAAAACGGAGGCUCCAUGAAAGAGUCUGCAACGAAGGACGAAAAGGAAGAAUCUCUCGACGACGUGGGGCUCGGGAGCGAGGAUAAUCCUGGGGACCAAUCAGCAGAACAUCUCGCCUACAAGCUGAACCCGUACACGAGCGGAGGGGGAAAUGUCGCCAGUGACGCGCUAGAAGAAGUCUCUGUCUUGAAGAGGUUACUUGUGCGUAAUAUCCGGCUAAGUCUGGACGUGGAGUCUCUUGCAAACCUUGACAGCUGGUCUGAAAACUCCCAGGAUGAGUCUGGAGGUCCCCAACCUGCCCCAGAAGAGAAGAACACAAAUGGUCAGGAAGAAGAUGCUGCGGCGGAGUCUGACAGGGAGGCCAAAGAGCAGGGGUGUGAUUUAGGGCCACGAGACAUCGGAGAGUCUCUGUGUGCCCCAAUCGUCUUGUCCCAGGAGCAGUCGGAGGAGGUUCGGAGGCGCAUCCUUCUACUGGAGCAGAGAGUGCAGCAGCUGAAGGUUAUAGAGGAGGAUUAUAUCCACCUGCAGAGGACAGUUGCCAAAUUUACUGUAUCCCAAGGAAGCUUCACAUGAGACAGGUCCUGUUUUCCAUGGUUAACUGAGCUGCAUGCCCUGCCAAGAAUGACGGUGACACAACCUCUGAGGUGCCAGGAACAGGACGAUUGCCAGGGUGGGAGUUAUGGGACUAAAUGGACUGCCAGUCAUAGGAUGUGGGUGGGUGGGAGCCCUGCUGAAAUUGAGGGGACCUGGUUUUAUCCCUCUUGGACGACACAAGUGCCUUAUAGCUUUUAUACUUUUCUGUUUUUUCAGGGAUGGGGGGGGGUGAAGUGCGUAUUCAGUCUGCUUUUUUUAAAUAUAUAUUUCAGAUAGAAAUUCUUAUCAUAGCUGUACAGUAACGUCAUCCCGUCUGCUUAUUAGAGAGACUGGGGUUUUUUUUUUGCUCUUUUUUUUUUUUUUUCCACAUUAAUAAAGUUUAUAUAAAAUAAUAAUAAAAAGCACAAAAAAAAGUGAACCCUUCAGCUCCAUAAGGAGGUUGGGGUUCCCCUGUAACGUGGAUGCCUGGAUAGGAAUGGAGAACAAAGUGUGGAGGGGUUUAGGGUUCAAGGGCGAUGAUAUGACACUGUGGUACUAUUGAGAUACGGGCAGGUUAGAUACAGUUAGAUACAGCUGUGGGCUCCGACAUGUGGGUCUCCAGCUGGGAGUUGUAGUUUUGCAAUAGCUGAAGAGCCACAGGGUGGAGAUGGGUCAUUGUUGGGCAGGAUCAGGAGGUCUCACUGGAUAAUCGCCUCCAUUAGACCCGGUCUACGCAGCAUUCCCAUGCCUUGCGGUUGUUCAGAAGUCUCUGUAGUCGUAGUCGGCCCUUUAUGCUUCCUGUAGAGAUUUUUCUCAGCUGUUACGGGUCAGAGGAAUAAGGGUCUAUGAACUGGGGAAAGGAUGAAGUAUUUAAAGGGGUUAAACUGAAAAAGGAUCUGCAUUUUAUUGCGGGAACAGCGCCUCUUGUGUCCAUGGGCUGUAUAGGGUAUUGCGGCCUUCAAGUGAAAGGGACUGAGCUGCAGUACCAGACAUAGCCUAUAGGACAAGGGAGGCGCCCUUUCUGGAAUACAAUGCAGAUCCCUUUUUUUUUUUUGUCAUGACGCUGAUGGCGUUAAAGGUGUGAAAUGUACGUGUUCUAAACAGACGGUCUACAUACGUGUUCUUUUGAUGGUUGUAGUAUUAAAUAUAGAAAAGUUCCCAUUGUAAUCCAGGCACCCAGUUACUGAUGACUUGCAACUUCUGCUACAGACCUAUCACUGCUCACAUUGGAGGAGGUGACUUAAGGAAGUUCUCCAGCUAAAUAUAAUUCAUAGAAAUCUGAUUACUAAGGCCCAUCGAUAUGGAGACCGUCAUGGUGUGACUGCUGCCAGGCUCCUCCUCCUAUACUGAUUACUAAGGCCCAUCGAUAUGGAGACCGUCAUGGUGUGACCGCCGCCAGGCUCCUCCUCCUAUACUGAUUACUAAGGCCCAUCGAUGUGGAGACCAUCGUGGUGUGACCGCUGCCAGAUGGCUCCUCCUAUACUGAUUACUAAGGCCCAUCGAUAUGGAGACCGUCAUGGUGUGACUGCUGCCAGGCUCCUCCUCCUAUACUGAUUACUAAGGCCCAUCGAUAUGGAGACCGUCAUAGUGUGACUGCUGCCAGAUGGCUCCUCCUAUACUGAUUACUAAGGCCCAUCGAUAUGGAGACCAUCGUGGUGUGACCGCCACCAGAUGGCUCCUCCUAUACUGAUUACUAAGGCCCAUCGAUAUGGAGACUGUUGUGGUGUGACCGCUGCCAGGCGGCUCCUCCUAUACUGAUUACGAAGGCCCAUCGAUAUGGAGACCAUCGUGGUGUGACCGCUGCCAGGCGGCUCCUCCUAUACUGAUUACUAAGGCCCAUCGAUAUGGAGACCAUCGUGGUGUGACUGCUGCCAGGCUCCUCCACCUAUACUGAUUACUAAGGCCCAUCGAUAUGGAGACCAUCGUGGUGUGACUGCUGCCAGAUGGCUCCUACUCUGCUGCCACCACUGGCACAGUCCAGCUUUGAGUUGAACAUCGGAGUCAUUUAGACCAGGCUGGUUGCUAUGGAUAAAUAGCCUAGCAACCACAGUUCCUGUAAUUGUAUUGUCGGGCACAUCCCUAGCAUCUCAGGUGGAUUCAGAAGAUGUAAGGAGGCCUGCACGUGUUCACACCAGACCUUUUCUACUUCAUGGUGACCUUUGGUUGUGAGAUGUUCACCAAAAGGGUCUGUCACACCACCGUAAUGUUUCUGUAUGGGGGGGAGGUCAUGUGCUACGGGCACAAGAACAUACUGGAAAUCAUUGCAGGGGAGAUGGUGCAUUAAGCCUCAGCGACAUUAGGAACCAUAUAUUUAGGCCUUGAACCUUCUGGCCGCCCCCCCAGCUGUGCCGGGUUAUACCCGGAGUACCCCCACCAUAGCUGGCGAGCUGCGGAAUGUCGACCUCUGCUCUAGAGGAACUGCACACAGGUGUUACGGGCGGGUGUUAUAUAUAUAUAUAUAUGUUCUGGGGUUCAGCCCGCUGUGGCCGAUCUUCCGUUUGGGUAUUUAAGCCUCAUUCCUCGAUAUAUUUAUAUAUUUGUGAAGCUUUGGGGAUUUUGGGUUUAUAUUGGUAGGUUUGUGAAUUUCGAGAGGGACAGUCUCCCUCCCCCAUAAAAUGCUUGCUUCAUCUCUAUGCCAAAGAAAAUGUUUUUGCAAAAAGUUGUAAUUUACAAAAAUGUCACCAAAAAAAUAAAAUGUAUUUUUUUUGUGUCA
Molecule: messenger RNA, 6035 nt
Organism: Bufo gargarizans (Asiatic toad)
Lineage: Eukaryota; Metazoa; Chordata; Amphibia; Anura; Bufonidae
Gene: ARHGEF1
Product: Rho guanine nucleotide exchange factor 1
Exons: 33
Coding region: 161-3322 (1053 amino acids)
Biological process (GO): intracellular signal transduction; G protein-coupled receptor signaling pathway
Cellular component (GO): cytoplasm
Molecular function (GO): guanyl-nucleotide exchange factor activity; G protein-coupled receptor binding
Source: RefSeq, a predicted model, not a curated record